GGAGCUACCCACUCUGUGCGCGCUCCUGCUGCAGGGACCUCACGACCGGAGCCCGCUUGCCAGGGCUCAGCCACCGCCUCCAGGAAUCCAGGAACGGGAUCGGGGUCUCUCUCUGGACAGUCACCGGGACGUCGCCUGGCAUGGCAGUGCCGGGCAGCUGAAGACCUCUGACCCACAGGUUGGGACGUUGGAAGGAACGUUACGAAAGGCGUGGCAAGUGAGAAAAAAGGAAUUCCUGGGGCGGUUCCUGCCGGGACCAAAGUCCUAGAAAGAUGGAGAAGGAGGAAGAAGAUACCCGGGAGAUUCUCCUCCCGGACUGGCAAGGCAGCGGUUCUCACGGCAUCACCAUUGACCAGACAGACCAAGGCGUUUUUGUGAAACAGCUUCAGCAGGACUCCCCUGCGGCCAAAACGGGUGUCGUGAAGGAAGGCGAUCAGAUUGUGAGUGCCACCAUCUACUUUGACAACCUUCAGUCCGGAGAGGUGACAGAGCUCCUUAAAAAUGUGGGCCACCACACCGUCGGCCUCCGGCUGCAGAGGAAAGGGGACCGGUCUCCAUUACCAGGACAGUCUUGGUCUCAUGAUGUCUUUGUUCCAAGGAGUCCGGAGGUUGUACUGAGUGGGGAUGACGAAGAGUACAGACGCAUUUACACAACGAAAAUUAAGCCUCGCCUUAAAUCAGAAGAUGGUAUGGAAGUGGAGCAGGCAGGAACUCAGAGCCGAACCAUUACAGUCACCAAGAGAGUCACUGCUUACACGGUUGACGUCACUGGCCACGAAGGCGCCAAAGAGAUUGACAUCACCAGUCCAGAGUUUAAAAUCAAGAUUCCGAAACAUGAACUCACCCACGUUUCCAAAGCAGAGAUUGAAACGGAACCGGGGAAAACCGUCAUCAAGAUCCCGCACGUGGAUUUAUCGGGAAGAACCACCCAAGUCAAAGACUCCCAGGGAAGACCUGACGUUACAUAUUCCGGAGCAGCUGUGGAAUCGCCCUCCCGCAAGUUGGAGUUUGGCAUUCCUGAUAUCCACGUGGGAAUGCCUAAGGUGGGGAAAGAGGAUGUCUGUAUCUCUGGGCCUCAUGUUACAGGUGUAGAUCUGAGAGCUCAGACAGACUUUAAACCAGAAGGCCGAGAUGUUGGUUUCCAUGUUACAAGGCCUGAAAUAAAUGGGAAAACGGGAGGGGUUGCUGGGGUCCCGGGAGGUCUCUCAGGCCCUAAAAUACAAGGUGAUGUGGGAGGCUUCCAAACUGAUUGGUCAUUACCACACCUCAAGGGUCCUUCAGUUGCCAUUUCAGGGCCCCAAAUAAGUGGUGAAUUGAAAGGUCCCAAAGUGGUUGAAGGCAGCGUUAAAGCUCCAGAUGUUGACAUUGAAAGGAAAACAAAGGUUUCAUUUCCCGCCAUGAAAUUGCCCAAAUUUGGCAUAUCGUCUCCAGUUUGUGACGUUGAGGUUCCUCAGCUGGACGCAAGCGCGCCAUCCGGGAUGAUCAAAGGCCCGAAGUAUACAGUGGGAAGUCCUGGAAUUGCACAACCACAAGUAGACGUGGGCCUAAAAGGGCUGGACUUGAGGGGCGGUGUGAAGGUUUCCUCUCCAACACUGGAAGGCCCCAAGGUGGAUAUCAAAGGGCCUCAGGUGGAUGUUGGAGCCCCAGACAUUGGACUCGAAGGGGGUGAAGGAAAAGUUAAAAUACCCCACAUGAAACCUCCUAAGUUUUCUGCAUCAGGAUCUGCAGUGGACGUGACUGUUCCAAAGGGGGGAGUUGACAUCUCAGGACCUAAGGUGGAUCUACGUGCUCCAGAUGUGGCUCUUGAAGCACAUGUGAAAGGACCCAGGUUUGGCAAACCCCAAAUAGUUGGCCAGGUACCCCAAAUCUCUAUGUCAGAUGUGGACUUGAACCUUAAGGGCCAUAAAGUGAGAAGAGCCUUUUCAGGGCCAAAGCUAGAAGGUGACUUGAAAGGCCCCAGUGUGGACAUUAAAGGCCCCAAGCUAGACAUUGGAGCUCCUGAGUGUAGCUUAAAAGGCCCGGAAGUCUCAAUGCCAUCCUUGAAAACAUCACCAAUAGCAAUCGGUGUGCCAGACGUGGACUUAAACCUGAAGGGGACAAGACUAAAAGGUGACAUGGAUGUUUCUGUGCCAAAGCUAGAAGGUGGUCUCAAGGGCCCUCAGGUGGAUAUCAAAGGCCCCAAAGUGGACAUAGCUGCACCAGGCAUUGGCAUCAAAGGCCCUGCAGGACAUCUGAAAGGUCCUCAUGUCACGGUGCCAGAAAUGCAUGUCAAGUCUCCUCAAAUAUCCAUGCCGGACAUCGACGUGAACUUGAAAGGCCCCAAAACCAAGGGGGGUAUGGGUGUUUCCAUCCCGAAAGUGGAAGGAGAAUUAAAAGGUCCCGCUGUUGACAUCAAGGGCCCUACAUUGGACAUUGGCUCACCAGAUGUUGGACUUCACGGACCUGAACUCAAAAUGCCCAAAAUGAAAUUGCCUAAAUUCAGCUUGAAAGGCGAAGUUCCUGAUGUGGACGUCAGCCUUCCAAAGGGCAGCGUUGACGUUUCAGGCCCGAAAUUAGACAUCGAAGCUCCAACUGUGGACAUCAAAGGCCCUGGAGGACAUCUGAAAGGUCCUCAUGUCAAGAUGCCAGAAAUGCAUGUCAAGACUCCUCAAAUAUCCAUGCCGGACAUUGACCUGAAUUUGAAAGGCCCCAAAACCAGGGGGGGUAUGGGAGUUUCCAUUCCGAAAGUGGAAGGAGAAUUAAAGGGUCCAGCUGUUGACAUCAAGGGCCCUAAAUUGGACAUUGGUGCACCAGAUGUUGGACUUCACGGACCUGAACUCAAAAUGCCCAAAAUGAAAUUGCCUAAAUUCAGCUUGAAAGGCGAAGUUCCUGAUGUGGACGUCAGUCUUCCAAAGGGCAGCGUUGACAUUUCAAGCCCGAAAUUAGAUAUUGAAGCUCCAACUUUGGACAUCAAAGGCCCCGGAGGACAAUUGAAAGGUCCUCAUGUCAAGAUGCCUGAAUUAAAUAUCCAGGCACCAAAGAUCUCUGUGCCAGAUGUGGACUUGAACCUGAAGGGGCCAAAACUAAAAGGUGACAUGGAUGUUUCUGUGCCAAAGAUAGAAGGUGGCCUCAAGGGCCCCCAAAUGGAUAUCAAAGGCCCCAAAGUGGACAUAGCUGCACCCAGUAUUGGCAUCAAAGGCCCCGGAGGACUGAAAGGUCCUCAUGUCAAGGUGCCAGAAAUGCAUGUCAAGACUCCUCAAAUUUCCAUGCCAGACAUUGACCUGAACUUGAAAGGCCCCAAAAUCAAGGGGGACAUGGGUGUUUCCAUUCCGAAAGUGGAAGGAGAAUUAAAGGGUCCAGCUGUUGACAUCAAGGGCCCUAAAUUGGACAUUGGCUCACCAGAUGUUGGACUUCAUGGACCUGAACUCAAAAUGCCCAAAAUGAAAUUGCCUAAAUUCAGCUUGAAAGGCGAAGUUCCUGAUGUGGACGUCAGUCUUCCAAAGGGCAGCGUUGACAUUUCAGGCCCUAAAUUAGACAUCGAAGCUCCAACUGUGGACAUCAAAGGCCCUGGAGGACAUCUGAAAGGUCCCCAUAUCAAGAUGCCAGAAAUGCAUGUCAAGUCUCCUCAAAUUUCCAUGCCGGACGUUGACCUGAACUUGAAAGGCCCCAAAAUCAAGGGGGACAUGGGUGUUUCCAUCCCAAAAGUGGAAGGAGAAUUAAAGGGUCCAGCUGUUAACAUCAAGGGCCCUACAUUGGACAUUGGCUCACCAGAUGUUGGACUUCACGGACCUGAACUCAAAAUGCCCAAAAUGAAAUUGCCUAAAUUCAGCUUGAAAGGCGAAGUUCCUGAUGUGGACGUCAGCCUUCCAAAGGGCAGCGUUGACAUUUCAGGCCCGAAAUUAGACAUCGAAGCUCCAGCUGUGGACAUCAAAGGCCCUGGAGGACAUCUGAAAGGUCCUCAUGUCAAGAUGCCAGAAAUGCAUGUCAAGACUCCUCAAAUAUCCAUGCCGGACAUUGACCUGAAUUUGAAAGGCCCCAAAACCAGGGGGGGUAUGGGAGUUUCCAUUCCGAAAGUGGAAGGAGAAUUAAAGGGUCCAGCUGUUGACAUCAAGGGCCCUAAAUUGGACAUUGGCGCACCAGAUGUUGGACUUCACGGACCUGAACUCAAAAUGCCCAAAAUGAAAUUGCCUAAAUUCAGCUUGAAAGGCGAAGUUCCUGAUGUGGACGUCAGCCUUCCAAAGGGCAGUGUUGACAUUUCAGGCCCUCAGGUCGACUUUGAAGCACCAGGAUUGAACAUUGAAGGCCCAGAAGGCAAAAUUAAAGGUUCCAAAUUCAAGAUGCCUGAAAUGCACAUUAAAACUCCUAAACUUUCCAUGCCAGACGUCGACUUGAACUUGAAAGGGCCUAAAGUGAAAGGAGACUUUGAUGUUUCCGUGCCAAAAGUAGAAGGUGACUUGAAAGGUCCUGGGAUUGAUAUCAAGGGGCCCAAGCUUGAUGUUGAUGUUCCAGAUGUUGAACUUCAUGGUCCCGAAGGAAAAUUGAAGAUGCCCAAAAUGAAAAUGCCGAAAUUUGGAAUGCCAGGCUUCAAAGGGGAAGGUCCUGAUGUGGACGUCAGCCUGCCGAAGGGUGAUAUUAACCUUUCAGGUCCCAAGCUAGACAUUGAAGCUCCUGGACUAGACAUUGAAGGGCCUGAGGGAAAAAUUAAAGGCCCCAAAUUCAAGAUGCCAGAAAUGCAUAUGAAAACGCCUAAAAUCUCCAUGCCAGACAUUGAUCUAAACCUAAAAGGGCCCAAAGUGAAGGGCGAUGUGGAUGUUUCUGUUCCAAAAAUAGAGGGAGGCUUCAAAGGCCCUGCUGUUGACAUCAAAGGCCCCAGAAUGGACAUUGACGUACCUGACGUUGACCUUCAUGGGCCCGAAGGGAAAUUGAAAAUGCCCAAAUUCAAAAUGCCCAAAUUUGGAAUGCCCGGCUUCAAAGCAGAAGGCCCAGACGUGGACGUAAACCUUCCAAGGGCAGAUGUUGAUGUUUCUAUGCCCAAAGUAGAUAUUGAAGCUCCAAGUUUGGACGUCGAAUGCCCAGAAGGAAAAGUGAAAGGGCCCAAGUUUAAGAUGCCGGACUUGAGCAUCCACGCCCCGAAGAUCUCUAUGCCAGAUGUGAACCUGAAAGGACCCAAGUGGAAGGGCGAUGUGGAUAUUUCUGGACCGAAGCUAGAAGGCGAACUCAAAGGGCCUCAUGUCAACAUUGAGGGCCCUAAAUUGGAUGUUGAUGUUCCUGAUGUCGAUCUGGAAGGUCCUGAAGGGAAAAUCAAAGGUUCCAAAUUCAAGAUGCCAAAACUGAAUAUUAAAACUCCUAAACUCUCCAUGCCAGAUGUAAACCUGGAUCUAAAGGUCCCCAAAAUGAAGGGUGAAAUGGAUUUGACUGUUCCAACGGUUGAGGGUGAUCUGAAAGGACCCAGCAUUGAUGUAAAGGGCCCGAAGCUUGAUGUAGACCUCCCAGAUGUUGAUCUCGAAGGUCCGGAUGCCAAGUUGAAGAUGCCCAAAAUGAAGCUACCGAAGUUUGGGAUGCCUGGGUUCAAAGGGGAAGGUCCUGAUGUUGACAUAAGCCUUCCCAAGGGAGAUUUUGAAGUUUCAGGACCAAACCUGGAUGUUGAAGGCCCGGAAGGCAAAUUGAAAGGCCCCAAGUUUAAAAUGCCUGAAAUGCAUUUCAAAACACCCAAAAUCUCCAUGCCAGAUAUUGACUUAAAUUUGAAAGGACCCAAGCUAAAAGGGGAUGUUGAUGUUUCCGUCCCGAAACUAGAAGGGGAACUCAAGGGCCCCAACGUUGACAUCAAAGGCCCCGCAUUAGACCUCAGUGGUCCAGAUGCGGAUUUUCAGACUGAAGGGAAACUGAAAAUGCCCAAACUGAAGAUGCCACACUUUAGUGUCUCGGGCCCCAAACUUGAAGGCCCUGACGUAGAUCUGAGCUUGCCAAAAGGAGAUAUUGACAUUGCAGGUCCAAAGAUUGACGUGGACGCACCGGAAUUUGAUAUUGAAGGCCCCGAAGGGAAGCUGAAAGGUUCAAAGUUUAAGAUGCCAAAACUAAAUAUCAAAGCACCAAAGAUCUCCAUGCCGGAUGUCGACCUUCACCUGAAGGGCCCUGGAACGAGAGGGGAGAUGGAUGUAACUGUUCCAAAUAUUGAAGGCCCAGAUGUGGAUAUCAAAGGACCCAAAUUGGACAUUGAGGCACCUGAUGUUGAGCUCCAUGGACCAGAAGGGAGACUGAAGAUGCCAAAAUUCAAAAUGCCCAAGUUUGGAAUGCCUGGAUUCAAAGGAGAAGGUCCAGAUGUGGAUUUAAGCCUCCCUAAAGCAGACCUCGACGUUUCUGUCCCAAAAGUUGAUGUUGAAGCACCAAGUUUGGACAUUGAAGGCCCAGAAGGAAAACUGAAAGGGCCGCGGUUUAAGAUGCCUGAGAUGCAUAUCAAAGCUCCAAAGAUAUCUAUGCCAGAUGUUGAUUUGAACCUGAAAGGCCCCAAAAUCAAGGGUGAUGUAGAUGUCUCCGUUCCCAAACUGGAAGGUGAUUUGAAAGGGCCGCAAAUUGAUAUCAAAGGUCCGAAACUGGAUAUUGAUGCUCCAGAUGUUGACCUUCAUGGGCCAGAAGGGAGACUAAAAAUGCCCAAAUUCAAAAUGCCCAAAUUUGGAAUGCCUGGAUUCAAAGGGGAAGGUCCAGAUGUGGAUAUAAGUCUUCCCAAAGCAGACCUUGACGUCUCUGUUCCAAAAGUUGAUGUGGAAGCACCAAGUUUGGACAUUGAAGGCCCAGAAGGAAAACUGAAAGGGCCGCGGUUUAAGAUGCCUGAGAUGCAUAUCAAAGCACCCAAAAUCUCCAUGCCGGACUUUGACUUGAAUUUGAAAGGUCCCAAAAUGAAGGGUGACGUGGAUGUGUCUGUACCAAAGUUGGAAGGUGAUCUGAAGGGUCCAGACUUUGACAUCAAAGGUCCAAAACUAGACGUAGAUGUUCCCAACGUUGAACUUGAAGGUCCUGAAGGGAAGUGGAAAACCCCCAAAUUUAAGAUGCCUGAGAUGAACAUCAAAGCACCCAAAAUCUCCAUGCCUGAUGUGGAUUUCAAUCUCAAAGGCCCCAAAAUGAAAGGAGAACUGGAUGUUUCUGUACCGAAGCUAGAAGGUGACCUGAAAGGCCCAGAUGUUGAUAUCAAGGGCCCCAAAUUGGACAUUGAUGCUCCUGAUGUUGAGAUUGAAGGCCCUGAUGGAAAGUGGAAGGGUCCUAAGUUUAAGAUGCCAGACAUGCAUUUCAAAGCACCCAAAAUCUCCAUGCCGGACUUUGACUUGAAUUUGAAAGGUCCCAAAGUGAAGGGUGACAUGGAUGUGUCCGUACCAAAGUUGGAAGGUGAUCUGAAGGGUCCGGACUUUGAUAUCAAGGGCCCCAAAGUUGGUGUUGAUAUUCCUGAUGUUGAUCUGGAAGGACCUGAAGGAAAACUGAAAGGGCCCAAAUUUAAGAUGCCUGAAAUGCAUUUCAAUGUUCCUAAAAUCUCUAUGCCGGACAUCGACUUGAACUGGAGAGGGCCUAAAAUCAAAGGCGAUGCUGAUAUUUCUGUCCCAAAACUGGAGGGAGACUUGAAAGGCCCAGAUGUUGAUAUCAAGGGUCCAAAACUGGAUGUUGAUGUUCCUGAUGUUGAUAUUGAAGGUCCUGAUGGGAAAUGGAAGAGUCCCAAAUUUAAAAUGCCUGAAAUGAACAUAAAAGCACCCAAAAUCUCCAUGCCAGAUUUUGACCUGAACUUGAAGGCUCCCAAAAUGAAAGGGAAUGUUGAUGUUUCUGUGCCACAGUUAGAGGGAGAUCUCAAAGGACCAGAUGUUGAUAUUAAAGGCCCCAAAUUAGACAUUGAUGCUCCUGACAUAAAUAUAGAGGGUCCGGAAGGGAAAUGGAAAACCCCCAAAUUUAAGAUGCCUGAAAUGCACAUUAAGGCUCCCAAAAUCUCCAUGCCGGACAUUGAUUUGAACCUGAAAGGCCCUAAACUGAAGGGGGAUGUUGACCUUUCAGUUCCAACGCUGGAAGGUGACCUGAAAGGCCCAGAUGUUGAUAUCAAGGGCCCCAAAUUGGACAUUGAUGCUCCUGAUGUUGAAAUUGAAGGCCCUGAUGGAAAGUGGACGGGUCCUAAAUUUAAAAUGCCUGAUAUGCAUUUCAAAGCACCCAAAAUCUCCAUGCCAGAUUUUGACUUGAAUUUGAAAGGUCCCAAGGUGAAGGGUGAUGUGGAUGUGUCCGUACCAAAGUUGGAAGGUGAUCUGAAGGGUCCGGACUUUGAUAUCAAAGGGCCGAAACUAGACGUAGAUGUUCCUGAUGUUGAACUUGAAGGUCCAGAAGGGAAGUGGAAAACCCCCAAAUUUAAGAUGCCUGAAAUGAACAUUAAAGCCCCCAAGAUUUCCAUGCCAGAUGUAAAUUUGAACCUGAAAGGCCCCAAAUGGAAAGGAGAUGUAGAUGUUUCACUACCGAAGGCAGAAGGCCCUGACAUAGAUAUCAAAGGCCCCAAAUUGGACAUUGAGACACCAGAUGUUGACUUGCAUGGUCCAGAGGGGAAGCUGAAAAUGCCCAAAUUUAAAAUGCCCAAAUUUGGAAUGCCUAGUUUCAAAGGAGAAGGCCCUGAACUGGACGUAACUCUCCCAAAGGGAGAUAUUGACCUAUCUGCUCCAAAGGUGAACAUCGAAGGUCCUGAAUUAGACUUUGAAGGUCCUGAAGGCAAAAUUAAAGGCCCCAAGUUUAAGAUGCCUGAUAUGCACAUCAAGACGUCUAAGAUCUCCAUGCCAGAUGUUGACUUGAAUUUGAAGGGUCCGAAACUGAAGGGCGAUGUGGAUGUUUCGCUACCAAAAGUUGAAGGUGAAUUCAAAGGGCCUGACUUUGACAUCAAAGGCCCCAAGUUAGACAUUGACACUCCAGAUGUUGACCUUCAUGGCCCAGAGGGCAAGCUCAAACUGCCCAAAUUUAAAAUGCCCAAGUUUGGAAUGCCUGGUUUUAAAGGAGAAGGUCCUUCAGUGGAUGUGAAUUUACCCAAGGAAGAGAUGGAUAUUUCUGGUCCCAAACUAGAUAUUGAAACGCCUGAUUUUGAAAUUGAAGGCCCUGAAGGGAAAUUAAAGGGCCCCAAGUUUAAGAAGCCUGAAAUGCAUUUUAACGUUCCCAAAAUCUCAAUGCCAGACAUUGACUUGAAUUUGAAAGGUCCAAAAUUUAAGGGAGAUUUAGAAGGUGACAUUAAAGGUCCUAAGGUUGAAUUGAAAGGACCUGAUGUUGACCUGGAGAUGCCAAAGGUUGAUAUUGAAGCAAAACCAAAGAAAUCAAGAUUUAAACUUCCAAAGUUCAAUUUUUCUGGCCCCAAAGUCCAUACUCCAGAAGUUGAUGUGAAACUCAAGAAACCAGAUAUUGAUAUCUCAGGACCCAAAGUUGAUGUUCAGGGUCCAGAUGUUGACAUCCAGGGGAAAGCAAAAGGUCCUAAAUUCAAAAUGCCUUCCUUGAACAUUUCAUCACCUAAAGUUUCGAUGCCUGAUGUGGAAUUAAAUUUGAAAGGGCCAAAAUUGAAGGGUGACCUGGAUGUUUCUGUUCCAAGCCUGGAAGGAGAUUUGAAGGGGCCUGACCUUGACAUCAAAGGCCCCAAGUUGGACAUUGAUGCUCCAGAUGUUGAUCUCCAUGGACCAGAGGGCAAACUCAAAAUGCCUAAAUUUAAAAUGCCCAAAUUCGGAGUGCCAGGAAUCAAAGCCGAGGGCCCUGAGGUAGAUGUAAACCUCCCCAAAGCAGACAUUGAUAUUUCAGGCCCGAAAAUGGACAUUGAAAUGCCAGACUUGGAAAUAGAAGGACCAGAGGGCAAGAUCAAAGGCCCCAAAUUUAAGAUGCCAGACAUGCAUUUUAAUGUUCCCAAGAUUUCAAUGCCCGAUAUAGAUAUAAACUUAAAAGGCCCUAAAAUGAAAGGAGACAUUGAUGUUUCAGUUCCCAAACUGGAAGGCGACCUGAAAGGCCCAGAUUUUGAUAUCAAGGGCCCCAAAUUGGACAUUGAUGCUCCUGAUGUUGAGAUUGAAGGCCCUGAUGGAAAGUGGAAGGGUCCUAAAUUUAAAAUGCCUGACAUGCAUUUCAAAUCACCCAAAAUCUCCAUGCCAGACUUUGACUUGAAUUUGAAAGGUCCCAAAGUGAAGGGUGACGUGGAUGUGUCCAUACCAAAGUUGGAAGGUGAUCUGAAGGGUCCAGACUUUGACAUCAAAGGGCCAAAACUAGACGUAGAUGUUCCUGAUGUUGAACUUGAAGGUCCAGAAGGAAAGUGGAAAGGCCCUAAGUUUAGGAUGCCUGAGAUGAACAUCAAAGCACCCAAAAUCUCCAUGCCUGAUGUGGAUUUCAAUCUCAAAGGGCCCAAAAUGAAAGGAGAUCUGGAUGUUUCAGCACCAGGGUUGGAAGGCGAUUUGAAAGGGCCUGAAAUUGACAUCAAAGGUCCAAAACUGGAUAUUGAUGCUCCAGAUGUUGACCUUCAUGGCCCAGAAGGCAAACUCAAAAUGCCCAAGUUCAAGAUGCCCAAGUUUGGAAUGCCGGGCUUCAAAGGGGAAGGCCCAGAUGUGGACGUAAGCCUCCCCAAAGCAGACAUUGACGUUUCUCUUCCCAAAGUAGACAUUGCCGCACCAAGCUUGGAUGUAGAAGGCCCAGAAGGAAAGGUGAAGGGCCCUAAGUUUAAGAUGCCGGACAUGCAUUUCAAGACACCUCACAUCUCCAUGCCGGACAUUGAUUUGAACCUGAAAGGCCCUAAACUGAAGGGGGAUGUUGACCUUUCAGUUCCCAAACUGGAAGGCGACCUGAAAGGCCCAGAUGUUGAUAUCAAGGGCCCCAAAUUGGACAUCGAUGCUCCUGAUGUUGAGAUUGAAGGCCCUGAUGGAAAGUGGAAGGGUCCUAAGUUUAAGAUGCCUGACAUGCAUUUCAAAUCACCCAAAAUCUCCAUGCCGGACUUUGACUUGAAUUUGAAAGGUCCCAAAGUGAAGGGUGAUGUGGAUGUGUCCGUACCAAAGUUGGAAGGUGAUCUGAAGGGUCCGGACUUUGAUCUCAAAGGUCCAAAACUAGACGUAGAUGUUCCCGAUGUUGAACUUGAAGGUCCAGAAGGAAAGUGGAAAACCCCCAAAUUUAAGAUGCCUGAGAUGAACAUCAAAGCACCCAAAAUCUCCAUGCCUGAUGUGGAUUUCAAUCUCAAAGGCCCCAAAAUGAAAGGAGAAUUGGAUGUUUCAGCACCAGGGUUGGAAGGUGAUUUGAAAGGACCCAACAUCGACAUCAAAGGUCCAAAACUGGAUAUUGAUGCUCCAGAUGUUGACCUUCAUGGGCCAGAAGGGAAAUUCAAAAUGCCCAAGUUCAAGAUGCCCAAGUUUGGAAUGCCGGGCUUCAAAGGAGAAGGCCCAGAUGUGGACGUAAGCCUCCCCAAAGCAGACAUUGACGUUUCUCUUCCCAAAGUAGACAUUGCCGCACCAAGCUUGGAUGUAGAAGGCCCAGAAGGAAAGCUGAAAGGCCCUAAGUUUAAGAUGCCGGACAUGCAUUUCAAGACACCUCACAUCUCCAUGCCGGACAUUGAUUUGAACCUGAAAGGCCCUAAACUGAAGGGGGAUGUUGACCUUUCAGUUCCCAAGCUGGAAGGUGACCUGAAAGGCCCAGAUGUUGAUAUCAAGGGCCCCAAAUUGGACAUCGAUGCUCCUGAUGUUGAGAUUGAAGGCCCUGAUGGAAAGUGGAAGGGUCCUAAGUUUAAGAUGCCUGAUAUGCAUUUCAAAUCACCCAAAAUCUCCAUGCCGGAUUUUGACUUGAAUUUGAAAGGUCCCAAAUUGAAGGGUGAUGUGGAUGUGUCCGUACCAAAGUUGGAAGGUGAUCUGAAGGGUCCGGACUUUGACAUCAAAGGUCCAAAACUAGACGUAGAUGUUCCCGAUGUUGAACUUGAAGGUCCAGAAGGAAAGUGGAAAGGCCCUAAGUUUAAGAUGCCUGAGAUGAACAUCAAAGCACCCAAAAUCUCCAUGCCUGAUGUGGAUUUCAAUCUCAAAGGCCCCAAAAUGAAAGGAGAACUGGACGUUUCAGCACCAGGGUUUGAAGGUGAUUUGAAAGGACCCAACAUCGACAUCAAAGGUCCAAAACUGGAUAUAGAUGCUCCAGAUGUUGACCUUCAUGGGCCAGAAGGGAAGUUCAAAAUGCCCAAGUUCAAAAUGCCCAAGUUUGGAAUGCCGGGCUUCAAAGGGGAAGGCCCAGAUGUGGACGUAAGCCUCCCCAAAGCAGACCUCGACGUUUCUCUUCCCAAAGUAGACAUUGCUGCACCAAGCUUGGAUGUAGAAGGCCCAGAAGGAAAGCUGAAAGGCCCUAAGUUUAAGAUGCCAGACAUGCACUUCAAGACCCCCAAAAUCUCUAUGCCUGAUGUGGAUUUCAAUCUGAAAGGCCCCAAAAUGAAAGGAGAUCUGGAUGUUUCAGCACCAGGGUUGGAAGGUGAUUUGAAAGGGCCUGAAAUUGACAUCAAAGGUCCAAAACUGGAUAUUGAUGCUCCUGAAGUUGAGAUUGAAGGCCCUGAUGGAAAGUGGAAGGGUCCUAAGUUUAAGAUGCCUGAUAUGCAUUUCAAAUCACCCAAAAUCUCCAUGCCGGAUUUUGACUUGAAUUUGAAAGGUCCCAAGGUGAAGGGUGACGUGGAUGUAUCCGUACCAAAGUUGGAAGGCGAUCUGAAAGGCCCGGACUUUGACAUCAAAGGUCCAAAACUAGACGUAGAUGUUCCCGACGUUGAACUUGAAGGUCCAGAAGGAAAGUGGAAAGGCCCUAAGUUUAAGAUGCCCGAGAUGAACAUCAAAGCUCCGAAAAUCUCCAUGCCAGAUGUUGACUUCAACUUAAAGGGCCCAAAACUGAAGGGAGAUAUGGAUGUGGAUGUAUCUGUCCCUAAGAUAAGUGGUGAUUUGAAGGGACCAAGUGUUGAUAUAAAAGGCCCCAAAAUGGAUGUUGAAGUACCUGAUGUUGAGUUGGAAUGUCCUGAAGGAAAACUCAAAGGUCCCAAGUUUAAGAUGCCUGAAAUGCAUUUUAAAACCCCCAAAAUUUCCAUGCCAGAUUUUGACUUGAACCUCAAAGGUCCCAAGGUGAAAGGUGACAUGGAUGUGUCCGUACCAAAGUUGGAAGGCGAUCUGAAAGGCCCGGACUUUGACAUCAAAGGUCCAAAACUAGACGUAAACGUUCCCGACGUUGAACUUGAAGGCCCAGAAGGAAAGUUGAAAGGCCCUAAAUUUAAGAUGCCUGAAAUGCACAUCAAAGCACCCAAAAUAUCUAUGCCUGAUGUGGAUUUCAAUCUCAAAGGACCUCAUAUGAAAGGUGACCUGAAUGUUUCUGGACCAAAAUUUGAAGGGGAUUUGAAAGGCCCCGAAAUUGACAUCAAAGGCCCUAAACUGGACAUUGAUGCUCCUGAUGUCGAUAUUCAUGGUCCAGAUGGAAAAAUAAAGUUUCCCAAGAUGAAGCUACCCAAAUUUGGCAUGCCUGGAUUCAAAGGAGAAGGACCUCAUGUAGAUGUAAAUCUACCCAAAGGAGACUUUGAAUUAUCAGGUCCGGCAGUCAACGUUGAAGCACCCAGCUUGGACAUUGAAGGGCCAGAAGGAAAACUGAAAGGCCCCAAGGUCAAGAUGCCAGAAAUGCACUUCAAGACCCCUCAAAUCACCAUGCCAGAGAUCGACUUAAAUCUGAAAGGACACAAAAUGAAAGGCGAGGUUGACGUCUCUGCUCCCAAGAUUGAAGGCAACUUAAAAGGCCCAGAGCUUGACUUAGAGUGUCCAGAUAUGAAUAUCGAAGGGCCAGAGGGCAGUGUUAAACUUCCCAAGUUUAAGAUGCCAAAAUUUGGAUUUGGAGCAAAAAGCCCCAAGGCAGAUGUGAAAUCUCCCAACCUGGAUGUUUCUCUUCCAGAAGGCGAAUUGAACGUGGAGUCACCUGACAUUGCUAUUUCUGGGAAAGGGAAGAAAAGCAAAUUUAAAAUGCCCAAACUCCACAUGAGCGGACCUAAAAUUAAAGGCAAGAAGGGUGGAUUUGACGUGAGUGGAGAGAUGGAUGCAAGUGUGAAAGCGCCGGAUUUGGAAGGAAGCCUUUCCACCCCUGACCCAACGCUGAAAGGAGAUAUGAACAUCAAGUCACCGAAGGGUAAGAUGUUUGGGAAAAUCUCCUUUCCCGAUGUUGAGUUUGAUAUCAAAUCGCCAAAGUUCAAGGGUGACGCUUCUUUGCCCAAGGUGGAAGGAGAAAUCAGAGCACCAGACAUUGACGUUUCGUCACCAAAUCUCAAAGCACCAGGCCUUGACAUCACGGUGCCCGGUGGGAGCGCCAGUCUCCCUGACGUCCACAUUGGCGGUCCGGACGUCGGUCUUAAGAAACCCAAGUUCAAACUCUCAAGUGGAAAUGUUGAUCUGGCCUGUCCCACAUUGGAAGGAGAUUUUAAGGGACCCGGUAUUGAUGCAAACGUUAGCGCUCCUGACAUCAGCCUGAAAGGUCCCUCCAUGAAUCUGCCGUCUGUGGAUAUUUCUGCUCCUUCUCUCUCAGCCCCUGAGCUCGACGUCAACUUGAAAGGACCAAAGCUGAAAGGCGGUGUCGACCUUCCCAAAGCAGAACUGCAAGGCCCGGAAGGAAAAAUGAAAUUCCCCAAAUUCAGUUUGCCCAAAAUUGGGAAGCCAGGCGUGAAACUGGAAGGGCCUGAUGUCGACCUUCAAGGACAAUUGCCAUCGGCGGGUAUCGAUGUUUCGGGCCCAAGUCUCGGGGGAGGUGUGAGCGUUCCUGCAGUUGACGUAAGCUUGAAAGGACCAAAAUUAGGAGGAGACUUGGGUCUUUCUGGUGAUGUUAAAGGCCCGAAGAUCGGAUUCGGCACACCAGAUGUUGACAUCGGUAGUUUUGAAGGGAAGCUGAAGAUGCCAAAGACCCCAGGUCUAGAUGUCAACAUGAGUGCUCCAGACCUAGACGUGAAAGGGCCAGCCGUGAAAAUGACUUCUGGAGGAGGCAUUUCUGCACCUGAGUUUGAUGUGAAUCUGAAAGGACCAAAGAUCAAAGGAGAUCUCGGCAUGUCCGGCGGCAUUACGUCACCCAACGUCAACUUGGAAGGUUCUGGAGGUGGAAUUAAACUUCCUUGCAUGAAGAUCCCCCAGUUUGGCAUCUCCGGCCCUCAUGUUGAAGGAGUGGAUAUUUCAGGACCGCAGAUCAAAGGAGAUCUCGGCAUGUCCGGCGGCAUUACGUCUCCCAAGGUGGCUGUCGACGCACCCAACGUCAACUUGGAAGGUUCUGGAGGUGGAAUUAAGCUUCCUUGCAUGAAGAUCCCCCAAUUUGGCAUCUCCAGCUCUCAUUGUGAAGGAGCGGAUAUUUCAGGGCCACAGAUCAAAGGACCUGAAGUAGAUUUCAGAGGGCCUAACGUCUCUGCCCCAGACUUUGACUUGAACGUGAAAGGACCAAGUUUGAAGGGUGAUGCUCAUUUUGCUGGUGAUCUGAAAGGUCAACAAAUCAGAGUGGGACUACCGGGUGUGAAAAUGUCUGGCAUGGAUUUGGACGCUGGUGCGCCUGAUGUUAGCUUGAGAGGACCUUCACUCAACAUGUCAGCUCCCAAAGUUUCUGGACCAGACUUUGACGUCAGUCUAAAAGGGCCGAAGGUUGAUAUUUCUAGAGAUGUCAAAAGUCCAGAACUAAAUGUUGGCAUCCAAGGGGCAGGUGGUCUUCAGUUUUCUGGACCAAAGGCAGGGGGUGAUCUCAAAGGGCCUAAAUUAGAGCUCAAAGGUCCUUCCUUUGGGGUGAAUGUUCCACAAGGCCACUUAGAAAGUCCAUCUGGGACAGUUUCAUUCCCGAAGAUGAAAUUACCAAAAUUUGUGGUUUCUGGGCAAGAGCUAACAGGUAGGGAAGUUGGCGUUGACGUUGAGUUUCCUCAGGUUCCAGAAGCGAGCCUCCACGCUGGGGCAGUGAAUGUUGAACUGGAAGAGCCUGACAUUAAACUUAAGAAAUCUAAAAUUAAAAUGCCAAAGUUUGCAUUUUCAAAACCGAAGGCCAAAGGCAGUGUGGGCUCCUCAGAGGUCUCCGCGUCUGUUACGGGGUGUGAAGGGGAGUUAAAAGCGAGUCUUGGUUCCUUGGAGGGUGAUUUGGAAGUAGGUGAAGGGUCCGCCUCUCCGAAAGGGAAGUUCUCCUUCUUUAAGACCAAAAAGUCCCGGCACCGGUCUUCGUCCUUCAGCGACGAACACUCGUCUCACUCGACGCCGACCGGCACGCUGGAGCGUGAGGGAGACAAAGGCAAACACGCCAAACUGAAAUUUGGUACCUUUGGAGGGAUAGGGUCAAAAACCAAAGGGUCUUAUGAGGUAACGGGAAGUGACGACGAGGCAGGAAAGGCGCAAGGGAGUGGGGCCUCAAAGCAGUCGCGCCUGUCGUCUUCUUCGAGUAACGACAGCGCGACGAAAGCCGGUAUCCGAAUGCCGACGGUCGAGUUGACCGUGGCAAAGAAGAAAGAGUAAAAUGGAAAACUCUCAUGUACAUAUUGUCCCUGUGUAUAUAUCUCUCUCUCUCUUUCUCUUCCCCCUUUCCGUGCUUGUAUAUAAAUUUCCUGGCUUGAAAUACUCAGCAAUAAAACAGGCGAAGCCCCGUGAAAUAGUAGGCCUUAACCGAAAAACGACUCAUGUUUUACUGUGAUCAGGGAGGGCUCUCCUUCCGUCGAUAUCCAUAUAUAUCUGACAGAAACGGAUACAGCUACUGUUUGGGUGAAAGCCUCAAGCAAUGACGUGGCAGUGAAAGCUUUAGGGAUAUCCCAGAAUGCAGUCCUGCUUCCCACAAUGCACUGCGGCUAUAAGAACGCUUGAGUUGCACCAAGUUAAAGCCAAACGGAAAUUAAACGUAGCAAUACAUCCCCCGAAAUCGAGCUGCUUAGUGAAUCGGCUGUAUUUGUUUGAAUGAAUCAGUAAAGUUUUUGCUGGGGCUAUUGCUGAGUGAAGGGCAGUUUUUAUUGACUACCGAUAAAAAGAAGAAGAGCCUGGAUUUUAUGUGAUAUUUAAAAGCUGUGCCAUACGGAAGAUGGGUGUACAGUUCUUCAAACGUCUUUUGAAAAGUUUUAUCUUGCGUUCAGGCUAAGGGUUUGCGCUUCGUACGCUGAGAGCUAUACGUUUACUUAAGCAAGCUUUCGAAUAUAUAUAAAUAUAUAUAUAUAUACUUUUCAAUUUGCUGGUUAUUUUCAGUGUUGAUCUAUGGGAACGUGUCCAUCUUAACUACUUUUGGUUUGCUUUUAUCUGCAAGGGGAGGGCUAAAGUUUGUAUGGUUUAAAAAGCGGAUCUAUUAAAAAAGAAGAAAACACUGUAAAAUAUAUAUAGAUGCAACAGAGAUGUGUGAAAGUUGGCAUUUCACAUAAAGUCUUACGUUACCGCAAAAGUCAAAAGAGGAGAGUCAAACUUCAAAUGAGGGACAGGAAA
Molecule: messenger RNA, 17387 nt
Organism: Elgaria multicarinata webbii
Lineage: Eukaryota; Metazoa; Chordata; Lepidosauria; Squamata; Anguidae
Gene: AHNAK
Product: AHNAK nucleoprotein
Exons: 5
Coding region: 273-16442 (5389 amino acids)
Biological process (GO): regulation of RNA splicing
Cellular component (GO): cytoplasm; nucleus; costamere
Molecular function (GO): protein binding
Source: RefSeq, a predicted model, not a curated record